AUGGCGAUAUUCAUGUUCUUAUUGUUAGCAGCUACAGCUAAAGCCCAACCCUGUGUAGUCUUUGAAGUGACGAGUGCAAAAUAUGGUGGAAAAACUAACUAUGAUAUUACAGACUCCUUAGCACAAGCUUGGACAGAUGCUUGUGUUUCUGUAUGGUCGAGUAAACUCGUUGUUCCAAGCGGCACAUAUUGGUUAAGAGGAGCAACUUUUAUAGGUCCUUGCAAGGCUCCUAUCAAGGUGCAAAUCCAAGGAAAGUUGAAAGAUCCCGAAGAUGGCCACCAACUCGUGAACUCGGAUUUUUGGGUUGCUUUUCGGUACAUUGACAGGCUCUACUUAUCAGGUGGUGGAACUUUUGAUGGCCAAGGAGCCCUUGGUUGGAAUACUUAUCGUGCUAUUAACGUGAGGUUCGACUACAUCUCCAACUCCAUAAUUCAGGACAUAACUUCCCUUAACAGCAUAAGGUGUAACUAUCGUAGCGAGAGUUCUAAUACAGAUGGAAUCCACAUUGCAUAUUCGUGGAGGAUCAACGUAACGGAUGCAAACAUCGAAACUAGAGAUUAUUGUAUUUCUAUCGGUAAUGGCACUUCGCAACUCACAGUAACCAAUGUUAAUUGUGGACCGGGACAUGGAAUAAGCAUAGGAAGUCUUGGAAAGUAUCUUGAUGAAAAACCGGUAUAUGGCCUCAUCAUUAAGAACUGCACCCUCACGAACACAACAAACGGUGUGAGAAUCAAGACAUGGCCUAGUUCUCCCAGUGCUCGUUUUGCCUCACACAUAUACUUUGAGGAUAUUAUCAUGAAUAAUGUGAAGAACCCCAUCAUUAUAGACCAAAACUACUGCCCCAGGCAUCGUUGCAAACAACAGGCUCAGUUGAACACUAAGAUUAGUAAUGUCAGCUUCAAGAACAUUAGAGGCUCAUCUGCAUCACAAGUUGCCAUCAAUAUUGCAUGUAGUGGGAGCUUACCAUGUGAGAAUGUAGAAUUGAUAGGCAUUGAUCUAGAAUACAGUGGAGAUGGCGAUCGACCUAUUACAUCUUGA
This is a messenger RNA of Rosa chinensis, 1038 nucleotides long. RefSeq names its product polygalacturonase. The coding region runs from base 1 to 1038 and encodes 345 amino acids. Gene Ontology annotation, molecular function: polygalacturonase activity. The record is from RefSeq and is a predicted model, not a curated record. The transcript is spliced from 2 exons. NCBI's taxonomy places the organism in Eukaryota, Viridiplantae, Streptophyta, Magnoliopsida, Rosales, Rosaceae. Gene Ontology annotation, biological process: carbohydrate metabolic process.